AUGUCAUUAGAUCAGCUUCACGAGUUGCCUGAAUGGCUUCAGGAAAUCAUCCUCAACGGGCCUGCGCUCGCACCACCACCAGGGGUCAAGUCAAAUCUUGACCAUCCGCCGAACUUGAACACCUUGGGGAUAGCUGUCACUACCAUAUGUCUUUCCAUAUCGACGAUUGUUUUCGCGCUAGCGGCAUACGCGAAGCUGUAUUGUAUGAAGAAAGUCCACGUAGAAGAUUUUCUUGUUCUUUCUAGUUAUGGGCUUAUCGUCGGUGCUUCCGCUCUGCUAUACCGGGCUCCAUUUACUGUAGGGUACUUUGUGCACCAAUGGAAUGCCCGAGUCAAGGACUUGCCGCCGACAUUAUAUCUCCUCCAUGUUGGGUCUCUUCUAUAUUCGGUGUCGAUCAUGCUCCUCAAGGUUGCUAUCCUUCUACAGUGGAUACGGAUAUUCGUCCCCCGUGGCAGUAAGGGAACAUUCUAUUGGACCUCUUACGUUUUGGUUCUCGCCAAUAUCCUGCUAUACUCUUCUAUAGUAAUCUCUAUAUGCGUCGCCUGUACACCGUACUAUAGGAUAUGGGACGAGACAGCAGUGGGAACGUGUCAUGCGAAUCGGGAAAUCAUCUACAUUGCCGGUGCUAUCGGCAAUCUAGUCUCGGAUGUCAUCAUCACGCUCCUCCCACAACGAGUCAUAUGGAAACUACAGGUUAAAACUCAGAAGAAGAUUGGUAUCGCCUUCAUCUUCUUUGUUGGGCUGCUUACCAUCAUCUCGGGCGGGUUUAAGGUAGAUGCCUCCAUUCAUCUCUAUCUCGACGACGACAAGACGUACCAGACAUCCGCCGUGGCCGUGUGGGCUAUUGCCGAACUAACAUGCGUCCUUCUGGUCUAUUGCGUACCUUCUAUUCCAAAGAUAUUCAAGGACUCGAGAAUUUCUAUUAAGCUGCCUUCAUCUUUUGUAUCUUGGUUGAGAUCGGGUUCGACGAAAACAGACUCAGGGGCUAGCUCUUCUCUGCCGAGCUUUGAAGGUAAACAGAUAGCGCUUAGCGCGUCAAGACAGUCGAAACUCAGUGCUGGUGCGGCAUAGAGACGGAACUGGUAGAUGAGUUGUGCGACUGGCAUCAAGAAACACGUGCGCCAACUGGGUUAACUGAACUGAUAAUAAUCGUUGAGAAGGCAAGACAGACUGGUGAUAUGGCUACGAUAUUAACCACUACAGUAUCGCUGAUAAGGGC
Molecule: messenger RNA, 1219 nt
Organism: Xylaria bambusicola
Lineage: Eukaryota; Fungi; Ascomycota; Sordariomycetes; Xylariales; Xylariaceae
Exons: 6
Coding region: 1-1071 (356 amino acids)
Source: RefSeq, a predicted model, not a curated record